Funneliformis caledonium is the source of this 2436-nucleotide messenger RNA. Lineage: Eukaryota; Fungi; Glomeromycota; Glomeromycetes; Glomerales; Glomeraceae. The record is from the annotation of a GenBank genome assembly.
AUGAAUGAGGCAAUCGUUGAUAUUGAAAAUCGGGCAUAUUUCUUUAUAAUCAUUAUCCAAUGUUGGUUGGCACUUCAAUUCACUGGUGAUUUCAAUUGGUGUAUCAGGCAUUUUACUGAAUUGAUCAUAGAAUGGCCUGUUAAGGAGAAGUACAUGUUUAAAGAUUUGGUGAUAUCUUAUGGACCUGAACUUCCACCCGUCUUUAAAGGAGUUACAUUUGAUAUAGUCACAUCAGGAAAAGAGCAAUUUGGAUCCAUUCAAAGUUAUGACGCAACAUUAUGGAAUUCACUUCGAGGAGUUCACAUCAUUCAAGAUGCAGAUAAUGAAAAUAUAGAUUCUACCAACAGCAGUGUAGAUUUUAAGACUGAUUAUUUAUUUCAAACUACAAUAAGAGAAGAAUUUAAAGAUUCGACAGUAUUAACCAUUGCUCAUCGGUUAAGAACCGUUGCUGAUUAUGAUAAAAUUUUAGUUAUGAUGAAUUUUACACACAGUAAACUCAAUGAACAUGCACUUAUAUCAAAAUUUUUAACGCGUCUUUCGGAAAUACCUAAAUGGUCUAAGGCUGCACUUUCCCUCAAAAAGGAUGGAAUACUGGAGAUAGGAAAGAAGUUGGACAAUGUCAAAACAACCACCAAGCUACCCAACAAUGCUUGGAGUAGUUAUGGAUGUUCUCCGUCUUUUAAUCAUUUUAUUGUUAUUUUUGUCAAGCAACAAACAAAAAACGAGGAAGUGGUAAGGUUUUGGAUUGAUCAAGAUAACGAGAGGGCGGAAUUCGAGAUUAAACAAAUUCAGAAUCAACUCGUUGUUAAUAGAUCGAUUUCUAAUAAUAUAGCACACGACCUAAUUGAAGAACAAAAGUUAGAUCUUAUUGCAAAGCGAGAAUUGAAUGACGAACCUUCCUUCAGAAGAAGAUUGGGUGGGAAAUUAUCUUCAGUACCACCAAAUAAGUUUUCAUCAAAUUCUGACUCUGAGGUCGUGACGUCCACUCCACUUACGAAUGUCUUUCUUGCUUUCUCUUCACAACAACAAACACUAGUGAAUGACGAACCUUCUUUCAGAAAAAGAAUAGGUGAGGAAUUAUCUUCAAUGCCACCAAAUAAGAUCAGAGCCAUUAACGCGGAAACUUCUCAAAGAUCACCCUGCAGUGAAAAGUUAUCAUCAGAUCCUGACUCUGAGAACGUGACAUCCACUCCACUUACGAAUGUCUCUCUUGCUUCCUCUACACAACAACAAACACCAGUCGAUCUCAUUGAGCCCAUUGAUCUAAAUGGAGUUAAAACCAUUGAUUCAAGCACAUCUUUGGUAUCAGAAAAGGAUGAAAAGCAAAAAACAACCAGAAGAUAUAUCAACCGCGACUUAGCGGACGAAGUCUUAAAAUCAUACCAGACACAAGUCCUGCCGGGUGAGAAGUUGAUGUAUGAUAAUGUCGAUACCUUGAGCUUCGCUUACUCAAAAGUGAAGAAAACUGAAUUGGCGAAAAGCCCUCUAUCCAUUGGUGUUGUCAACAUUAAUAACAUCAGUUGCACAAAAUUUCUACCUCUUGAUUUCAAACAGUUCAUAGCAGAUCAAAUUCAGGAUUGUGAAACUGCAUCUAUCUAUUUUACUGACAACCGAUUUAUUGACAAGUUUAUAAUGGAUUGUGAGGAGGAGGUAUUGAUAUUUUUGGAUAAGUUUCAAGACAUAGGGGAUUUAGCAUCUUUGGCAAGAUGUUUGAACGAAAAUCCGAUUGACAUGUCCGUUGCAUCUAAUGAUCUUAUUUAUGUACGAAUUCUUUUCGAUCAUUUCUAUUUCUUAUUCAAAAAUGAUACCCUACUUCAACCAAUGUCUGAACACGAGUUCAGUGCAUAUGUAUGGACUCCAUUGAUCAGAAAUGCCUUUCUUGGAAAGGACGAUUUAAAGUUAAGUUGUGGUGAGCUGGCGUCAAAGUCAUAUGAGAAACUUAAAGGAUUACUAAAUGUUUCCAGCCGUGGUGGUCCGAAGUUAGAUGGAAAGGGUCUUUUGAAAUCUUUAGGGACCGAAAUUUUAGCUCAGGAGGAUGGAGUUUUUAAUACCCCUAGUAAAAGGACAGGAGACCUCCAAAAAUUGGAAUAUUGCUCCAAAGUUAUUCUAACAGCCCUGUUCUUUGCGUUAUCUUCAGCCACUAAAAACAGAAUAACAGAUAUCGAAACCUACACCUUACAGUCCAAUGAAUUUCGCCUUAAAAUUUCUGCAACUAAAUAUCUUUUUGAAAACACCAUCAUCACAAUGGAUUUACAGCAUGUGGAAGUUCCAAGGACGGUGGAGGGGUUCUCGAAGUUGGUGGAAGGUGUUAAAACCAUUCUAUCAUGGAAGGCGCGGACCAGGAAGAACACCAUGAAAUUUUAUGAGGCAUUAAAUAAAGGGCAUAAGCGCUUAACCAAAAGAGUUUUUUUUUCACCGGUUAAGAUAUCUAUGUAG